AAAUCCUCCUAAGAAAAACAAUAAUCAUGUCAAAUAUCCAAACUCAAAUGCAAAUACAAAAGUAAGAAAAAACCUACAAAAUUUCAUCCGCUGCAAAAAUCAAAAUCAGUAAUUUUGGUAACCAGGAUCGUUGAUCGUUGACACUCUUGCAUUGCAGAGUAACUCGGGGCAUAGCAUAUCCAUGGCGACGAUAAUCAAGCAAAUUCCCACUCACUUCUUCCAACCUCCUGGCAUCGCUACGCCUUCGAUCAAUCAUCGUCCUUCAAUGCCAAUCUCGGCGGUUUCCACUUUUCGAAACCCAGAUUCUCGCUUCGUUGAAGCUCAGAAACUCGUUCAUGAAUUCGACCCUGAAAUUCCCCUAGAGAAGGCCCUCACUCCACCCAGCUCCUGGUACACUGAUCCUUCCUUUUUCACUCUCGAGCUCGAUCGUGUCUUCUACAGAGGAUGGCAGGCCGUGGGAUAUGUUGAACAAUUAAAAGAUCCCCAUGACUUUUUCACAGGCAGGUUGGGUAAUGUUGAGUUUGUGGUGUGUAAAGAUAAUAACGGGAAGGUUCGUGCAUUUCACAACGUUUGCCGCCAUCAUGCCUCACUUCUCGCUUCUGGAAGUGGGAAAAAGUCAUGCUUUGUAUGUCCAUAUCAUGGAUGGACAUACGGGUUGGAUGGAGUUCUGCUUAAGGCGACUAGAAUAAAAGGGAUACAGAACUUUGAUGUAAACGAUUUUGGGCUCAUACCAUUACUGGUAGCUACAUGGGGUCCUUUCGUCCUUCUCAAUCUGGAUAAAGAGUUACCAUCUGAGCAGGAAGUUGACGAGGAUAAAGUAGCACGUGAAUGGCUUGGAAGCUGUGUAGAUGUGCUGAGUUUGAAUGGAGUCAAUACUUCGUUAAGUUACGUUUGUCGACGCGAAUACACCAUCGAAUGUAAUUGGAAGGUAUUUUGUGACAACUACUUAGAUGGAGGAUAUCACGUUCCCUAUGCGCAUAAAGGGCUCGCAUCUAAUCUCAAGCUCGAGUCUUAUUUGACUGAAAUAUUUGAGACUGUUAGCAUUCAAAGUUGUAACAGCGGCGAAGAACCGAAAGUCGAUGAUUAUGGUCGCCUUGGAUCAGAAGCACUAUAUGCUUUUAUAUAUCCAAACUUCAUGAUAAAUAGGUGGGCACUGUGUGAUCUUUAUUUUUUAGUUGUUCUGCUGCUGAACGUUUGUCUCAUCAAUUUGGGGUUCUAUGACAGGUAUGGACCUUGGAUGGACACAAAUUUAGUACUCCCACUCGGACCUCGAAAAUGUUUAGUAGUAUUCGAUUACUUUCUUGAAGCUCCCUUUAAGAAUGACAACUCUUUUAUACAAAAAAGUUUGGAAGACAGUGAAAGAGUGCAGAAUGAAGACAUUAUUCUGUGUGAGGGUGUUCAAAGGGGCCUCGAGUCGCCUGCUUACAAGUUCGGCCGAUACGCUCCUUCGGUCGAGAACGCCAUGCACCAUUUCCAUCGUCGUCUUCAUCUUAAUCUCACCAAAUAAUUGUUCUGCGGAUUGCAUCUCAGAAACAUGAAUUUGUACCUCACGGAUUUGUUAAUUAAUAAACUGUGAGAAUACUAAUCUAUUUAUGUAUUUUUUUUUAUCUGGUUGAAGUACAAACUUAGGAAAUUUGGAGGUAACAAAAGUAUGAAAUUUGACCCUGCACAGAUUUAUGAAAGUUAGAUCAUUUGAGC
Momordica charantia (bitter melon) is the source of this 1698-nucleotide messenger RNA. Its product is annotated as choline monooxygenase, putative (CMO-like). Lineage: Eukaryota; Viridiplantae; Streptophyta; Magnoliopsida; Cucurbitales; Cucurbitaceae. The record is from RefSeq and is a predicted model, not a curated record. Gene Ontology annotation, molecular function: iron ion binding; 2 iron, 2 sulfur cluster binding.